AGUUAUCAGUGUGAAAUCUGAGAAAAUCUCAGAAAAACUCAGCAGUGCAGGAGAAAAAACUCACAGAGAAGCGAAAAAGAUCGAAAGUAAAUCAGAGUUAACUGAAUCAGUUGCAUCUUUUGAGCUAACCGAAGAGAAAAAGGUGAGAUCUGAACCGGUGUUUGAUGUAAAACCGGACUACCGCUCUGUAAAAGCAGAACUAGAGACCUCAGAGUCUGUCACAGAGCUGGACUUUAUUACAAAGUUUGCACCAGAAGCAAAGCAGCUGAAGUCUGAAGACGUCCCUCCUCAGAAACAGGAACUCUUAAUCCACGACCAGAUGAAACCUUCAGUCUCUUUAAAACCAGAAGAGAAGAUAAAGAUUCCCUCAGAAACAGCUGCUGGAGGUACCAUCAUUAUGUCAUAUUUAACCGUUUCAUCAGACUCUGGUUGGUUGCAGGUUAUUUAUUCUCUGUGCAAUAUCCGCAGCAACCACCAGGGGUCACCAUUUCACAUCCAUUCUUCUUUUCAACAUCAUUUUCCAUCUUUUUAUUCCAUUUCUGAGUUUGUUUCGUCAACUUCGAUCCGCCGCCUGUUAAUGUUUUUGUUGUCUUUUGUUUCUCUUUUGUUUUUCUUAAAUGUCCAAUCCUAAAACUUAAUUUGAUUAUUCUUUAAAGAAACUGAAGACAAACUCAAGAAGCUUCCUUCCAAACCUGCUGAGACAAAAGGAAAGAAAGUGGAGAAAGGUAGAAAACCACAACCAUCGUCUUUUAUUUAACCUCUUUAUUAUUGAUCAUUUAACCCCAACUGUUUGUGUUUGUUUGUUUCUAAUCUCUUGGCACCGCCUCAUGGUGCUUUCUCUUCACAACUGUUCAAUUUUUCCAACCUUCAGCAUCUUUCACAGCUGUUGUAGCGGACGAGAAAAGAGCGUCAUGUGCAGAACAUGAAGGUCCAAUUAAAGAACGCAAGAAUAUUAAAUCUGGGACACAAGAAACCAACAAAAAAACUGACAAAAUAUCUGUUACUGAGGGUUCAAAGGAAAUUGGCUUUUUUCCUUCAACUGAUGAAAAGAUUAAUGUGACGGUUCAGGAUAAACCUAAUGAACAUAGAAGACAGAGAUCGGUCCCCAAAGAUAUAGAACAGCCGAAAGAAGCUGCUGAAACUGGAAAACAUGAAAUUCUUAAUGUUUCUGCAGCAAACGGAUUAAUUACAAACGAGAAAUUUAAAGACAAACCAAAAAUAUCUGUCAUGACAGAACAGUAUGCAUCAGAACAAGCUCCUCAGAAAGAUCUAGGCUCAAAAAUUCAUGAAACUGAUUCACAUGAGGUCAUUGAAACAAACGUCUCAUCAAAACUCGCUGACAUUAGUACCAGGAGUUUCAAAAAAGAAGCUGCAGAGAAACCAAAACUGCAGACAUUAGGUGACGAUGACACUUCAGUUCAAGACAAAGAAACUUUUAGUGAAGUCAAAGUUUCUGAAAAGCAGCACAUAAUACCAGACAGGGAGUUCCCAGUUCCUGAGGAAGUCCCUCAGAAAACAUUAUCCACCAAGAUGAGAAGACAGAGAUUUGCUAAAACUAAAGAAGCUUCAGACAAAAAGACACCAUCAGAAAGCAUCGCAGUGGAGGAUGAAACUGAAGCAGAGACACUUAGAAAAGGUAGCAAACCUAAAACAGUUCAGAGGUUUAUCGACCAGAAAUCACCACAUCCAGCUGAGGAAUGUACAAAAACUCAAACUGUUACUGAACUACAUCAGGUGACAAUUAGUACAGUUAAAGAUAAAACUCCUGAAGUUUCUUCUCUUAAAGAGUCUAAAUGUGUGCAGGAAGAAGAAAAAGUAAAAGAGGAAAGUUUAGAAGAAGUUGAAUUGCUAGCAGUUGAUGAGCAAACUAGUCAAGUAGACGGUGAUCUGAAGGAUUCAAGAUCAUCUAAAGAGAAAAGACAAAAACUAAUGAAAACUAAAGAUGCUGUGGAUAAUCAACUACCAAGAAAAACUGUUUCAACAAAGGAAGGGCUGCCAAUCAAAGACAAAAUGCCUGACAUAGGUGAACAAAAUAAAGUGGCCUCAAAACAACCUACAGAGUUAACUGGUGAUCAAGAAAUCAAUGAAGGGGAUUUUCCUCCAAAGGAAGAAAAUUUAAUAAAGUUUGCGAAAGCUACAGAUGUUUUACAGAAAGAAGUUCCAUCAAAACCAGUUAAAAAUAAGAAAACAGCUAAAUGUAAUGAGCAAAAAGAACAACCAGCAUCUGGGUCGAUCAUUGUACUAGACCAGAUAAACAUCAGUAAAGUUACUGAUAAAAUGUUGAAAGUUUCUCCCCUUAAAGAGAAAAUAGCAACACAGGAACAAGCAGAAAUAAAAGUUUCACAAAUAAACACAGAAGAAACCAUUGAAAAAACAGAAAAAAUGCAAGAAGGGAGAAAAUCUGAGUUUUUACUCAUUGAAGAAGUGAAAGAUUUCUCUGGCGUUUCUCCAGAAAAAUCAGUUUUCUCAAACCUUGAGAGCUCUGCGGAUAAUUUACAGAAAGAAAUCCCAUCAGAACCAGUUAAAACUAAGAAAACGAGAAAAGGUGAUGAACAACAGACAGCUGAAGAAAUGUUAACUACAGAGACAAUGAGCAAACCUCAAGGGUUAAUAGUUGAACAAGAACAGAUAAACAUCAGCACAGUUACUGAUAAAAUGUUGAAAGUUUCUCUCCUUAAAGAGAAACAAGCAACACAGGAAUUAAUGGAAAGAAAAGUUUCACAAAUAAACACAGAAGAAAAAGAAACAGAGAAACUGCCAGAAAUGAGACUAUCUGAGUUUUCAGUCAUUGAGGAAGUGAAAGAGGCAGAUGUUUCUCCAGAGGAAUCAGUUUUAUCCAAGUUUGCAAAAUCAACAGAUGCUUUGGACCGAUAUAUUCCUUUAAAACCAGCAGUAGCUGUGGAUAAAACCAUAAAACUAACAGUCAGUGAAGACAAAACGACGGUUGGUGAUGAAGAAACGCCUAAACCACCAAACAUCAAAGAAACUGAAUCAGCAUCUGGUGAAACCAAAGAUUUAGGUGCUCCAAAGAUUUUUAUUUCCUCAGACAAUAAAACACAAAAGUUUCCCCAAACAAUUGAUAUUUCAGAUGAAGACUUUUCACUUGUAAUGGAUAAAAGCAGAAAAAAUAUUAAAGAUGAUUUACUUGACAAAGAUAAAGAACAAGUACAUCAACCAACAGAUGAUGAUAUGUUACCCAAAAUGAGAAUUGACAAGUUUCAGGGUUCGACCAUUGAACAAGACCAGAUAACAACCAGUGUAGUUAAAGACAGAACUUUGAAAGUUUCUCCAGAACAAUCGACAUCUGAGAUCAUGACUGAAGACAAGCAAAUCCUGUCAAAAACCAUCUGCUGUUUGGAUAAAGCCAACCUUACCUCUGUCAAUGACAGAACUGACAAACCAUUACCUAGAGCCACGAAGCAAGAAAGACCUGCAGAAAAUCUGUCAGAAAUCCAAGAAGGUGGGUUUGCAACAGGUGAAGCUGAGGGUUUUCCAAAGGAAAUAAAGGAAAUGGACCCAGCUGUAGAGGCAACAGACCAAAACAUUCAACCAAAAUUAGUCAGAGAUAAACACAAAACUAAAACUGACAGAAGAGGAAAAUCUAGAAAACAACAAUUUAAAGUAAAAGUCUUAGAUGAGGCUGAUGUUCCAGCUAAUAUAGAAGAAACUUCAGUUAGGAAAGAGGUUCAGGUAGACCUAAAAGUAGCUGAAGGGAGCACAUUAACAGAAGAAGCCCUGAAGACCAAGAAGUUACGAAAUGCGGAUGAGUUUCAAUCAUCUCUUAAGGCUCAAGACACAGAAGAUCAGGCAUCUCGGAUUGAAGAGAAUGUAUCCAAACAGGAACCUUCAAAGAAACCUAAACCAGUUUCAUCUCAGUUAGAAAAGCACAAAACAUUCGCAGUUAAAGGCGUUCACGCCACAGAGGAGAUAGCUGAUGAGUCGGAGGGCUUUCAAUCGACACGAGAAGAACUGGAAAAAGUGCAGAGAAAGAUAACGGAGGUGCCUGUUGGACAGGAAGAUGCUGAAAUACAACAGAGACCAGAAGAUAAAAUCAGAGACUUAAAGAUCUUUAAUAAACCAGAGAAAACUGAAGUUCUGGGAAAUAUUUCAAUAGAGAAACAGCUAAGAGAUGCAGAAAAUGCAGAAGACGUUACUGAAAUGGACAAAACCACCACAAUUCAUCCAGCUGAGGAGAUGAAAAACUCAAACACAGAAACUGAAGCUGCAAGAAAAGGACAGAAAACAGAAAAAUCCUGCCAGAUUUCACAAGAAGCAACUGAAGAAGAGAAGUUGGACCAGACAGAAAUUACACAAGAUGUUACAAGAAAGAAAUCCAAAUCUCUCAAAGAAAAAGAUACAAAAUUUCAAGACAAAGAGUGGAAGGCAACUGUUUUCAAACAGGAAUAUGGACGGUUUACUCCAGCUGAAGAAGCUGAAACACCAAAACCUUUAAUGAAAGUUUCUGUGGCUCCUGUGAUGGAGGUUGCCUUCGAAACAUCUGGUAUAGCCAUAGAUGACAAUGAACCCUUGUCUCUGAAGAAGUCUAAACAAAUAAAGGUAGAAGAUGCAGCAGACAAGCUGCCUACAAGAGUAGAGGAAGACAAAUUAAAGUCUCAAGUUAGAUCAGAACCAGAAGCCAAGGAGGUUCCUCUUGAAAAAGUUAACGUUCUUGACAAACCAGCUUCAUUUCUUCCCAAACGCGUGAACCAAACCGAAACAAAAGAUGGAGAACUUUCCGGGAUGGUAAGAGUAAAACAAGAAUAUGGAGAAAUUAGCCAGCUUUUUCCAGAAACAAAACAACAGCAGAAAGCAGUCGCAGCUGCAACUUUGAUGGAGAUACCAUCUGAAAAACAUCUCAUCACUGAUGUUGGUGACUUUAAAUCAGACCAUUUACACAGAUCUACAGCUCCUGAUAACUUGGAGACAAGUGUUGAAACAGUAACAGAGAAAAUGUUUGACUUAGUCAGUCCAGAGGUUAUAGAGAAGAAGGUGAAAAACCUCACAACAGACAAAGCUAGUGAAGAUAAAACACAACAGAGGGUGAAGCGUAGAGAAAAGUCACCAAUCGAAAGCUUUACAUCUAAAACAGAAACAGUUAGAGAUUAUUUUCAUGACAUUUCCCAGACUGCAGUGAUGGAGCAGCAGGAAGCAGAGCAAAAAGUUUCAAAGACGCCGGUUAUGGAUGUGGCGUAUGAAAAAUCAAUGCAUGCACGCGCACAGGAUAUGCUAGACAUACAGACAUAUAUAUCCCCUGAUUCUCAAGUAAAGGAUGUUAGACCAGGAGAAAUUGUUUACACAUCGGGUGAUGUUUCUGUUCUGAUAGAAAGAACCACAAAAGAUCGAAUACAUGCAUUAGAUCAGCCUGAAGAGAUUGAAGUGAAUAUUAGGAAAACAGGAAAGCUUGAAACAGGAAGAAAAUCAUUUAUUGAAACAGAAACUUUGCAAAGUCAAGAUGAAUCAGACAAACCAAUCAGUCCUGAAGACCUUUCUUCACAAAUUACUGCAUAUAGAGGAGAUAAAUCUGAAACUACAAUUCAGGCAAAGACGGUUCCAGCGAAAGAAAAGUUGGCAACUAUUAGUGGAGGAAAAAAAGUCUCUCUGACGUCAACACCCGAAGUGAUGUUUAAAGAAUCGGACACAACUGAAGGAAGAAGAAAAUAUCUUAAAGAUUCAAAGACGUCAGAGCAACCAAUUGAACCCAACAUGUCUGCUGGUGUUCGUAAAGACAAACAGGCAGAGAGAGAACUAACCCAAGGUCGGCCUAUCUUUGAGCCCUCAGUAACAGAUAAACCCAAAGUUAGCACCACUGGUCACCCAUCUGAACACACCAGAACCACAACACAUAUCCACUCAGUGCUUCCAAAAACACAUGAAACGAGAACCGAGACAGAACGCCAAGGAAUGCAGUCCGUCACAGAAACGAAGGGUCUGACUGCGGAACCAGAAGAGAAAGAAAAUCUCUUUCUUCAAGAAACGUCCAGAGGUACAGAGGAGGGAAACUAUCACUGAGCACAAGUUUCUGAUCUGAGCACCUGACAUCACUUCCUGUGGGGAUUCUCCACAUCCAUAUCAUCAUCCAGCAGGACCUCCAUGUCAUGUCACCCAUUCUGUUCAAGCACAAUCUGUCUUUACUUGUCUGCUGCGUUUCCAUUAUAAAUGUGUCCAAAACUUUCCUGAUAUUCUGCUAAUGUUGGAAAAAAUGCAGUUUCUCAAUUGUGGUAAUUCAAUUUUAAUGAGGAGCACAGUUAAAAUCACAUAAAUAAGUUUGUUCACAUAAAUCUUAAAAAAAAAAUAACAGUGAUAUGUUCAUUAUGUCGUCUUUUCCUCCAGUAUUAUCAUCCAUUCGGUAAUCACAUGACUUGUGUGAUGCAAAACAAAAUGUUUCCAUUGCAGUUUUGUGAAAUACACUAAUUUCAAUAGAGCCAAAAAACCAACUCAU
This is a messenger RNA of Gambusia affinis (western mosquitofish), 6439 nucleotides long. RefSeq names its product A-kinase anchor protein 12-like. The record is from RefSeq and is a predicted model, not a curated record. The transcript has a single exon. NCBI's taxonomy places the organism in Eukaryota, Metazoa, Chordata, Actinopteri, Cyprinodontiformes, Poeciliidae. The coding region runs from base 1228 to 6009 and encodes 1593 amino acids.